Messenger RNA from Stegostoma tigrinum, 7170 nucleotides. It is a transcript of the gene nfyc, whose product is annotated as nuclear transcription factor Y, gamma. Gene Ontology annotation, biological process: regulation of DNA-templated transcription. Gene Ontology annotation, molecular function: DNA binding; DNA-binding transcription activator activity, RNA polymerase II-specific; protein heterodimerization activity. The coding region runs from base 419 to 1594 and encodes 391 amino acids. The record is from RefSeq and is a predicted model, not a curated record. Gene Ontology annotation, cellular component: nucleus; CCAAT-binding factor complex. Lineage: Eukaryota; Metazoa; Chordata; Chondrichthyes; Orectolobiformes; Stegostomatidae. The transcript has 13 exons.
AGCCUUCACUUGCCGGGGGGGGAGAGAAAAGGCUGCAGGUUUGUUGUAGUGAGUUUAUCACUGAGACAGGGGUCAAGUGAAAGACAAAGAAAAAUGGCGAUUGCGUUCAUUUACUGGCUUCAGAGCUGCAAGCUUUCUACUUUGCACUGUGUCCUGUCUGUAUUGCACUGCAGCUGCGUUUGGGGUUCGCUGCAUUUGAGAAGGUUUUGAUUGUUGGCCUCCUUGUUUUUUUGGAGCCUAGGAGUGUCUUCCAGUGCUCCUUUUCCUCUCCUUCCGGACCUGGAGAGGAAAGAGUACAUUCGUACUAUGAAGCUGGAUGUUGGGCUUUCUUGUAUUGGACUCAUUCUAGGUUGUUGCUGUCCCAUUGAUCAGCCUGUCAUCUGAAUCAAGACCCUGUGCUCGCCCCUGUCUCGACACUAUGUUCCCCAACGUUUUUGGGAUGUUCUUUGUGUCCUCCUUUGUGGCGACAGACUCAAGCCUAGGAAUGUCUAACACUGCAGAUGGUUCAUUUAGUACAGCCUCUCAGGGAGGUGGCAGCACUGAAGCCCAACACUUGCUCCAGACAUUCUGGCCACGUGCCAUGGAAGAGAUACGCAAUUUGACGCCGAAUGAUUUCAAGGUGCAAGAUCUCCCCUUAGCUCGUAUCAAGAAGAUCAUGAAGCUUGAUGAAGAUGUAAAGAUGAUCAGUGCAGAGGCACCAGUGCUGUUUGCGAAGGCAGCUCAGAUUUUCAUUACAGAGUUAUCCUUGCGAGCAUGGAUACACACUGAAGAUAACAAACGCAGGACUCUGCAGAGGAAUGACAUUGCCAUGGCCAUUACUAAGUUCGAUCAGUUUGAUUUUCUGAUUGACAUUGUUCCAAGAGAUGAGCUCAAACCUCCAAAACGACAGGAGGAAGUUCGCCAGACAGUUCCAAGCUCAGAGCAAGUGCAGUACUACUUCACUUUAGCUCAGCAGCCCACAACUGUGCAAGUACAGGGGCAGCAACAGGGGCAACAGGGCUCUGGUAGCACAACCAUACAACCAAGUCAGAUCAUCAUUGGACAACCGCAGCAGGGACAGGUAGUGCAAGGAGCUACUGUCCAACAGUUACAGCAAGUGCAGGUUGCACAGUCUCAGACUACAGCAUCAUCCAUUACGACUGCCCCAGUGACAAUGCAGGUUGGAGAUGGACAACAGGUACAGAUUGUUCCAGCACAGAAUCAAACACAGCAGACUCAGUCCAAUUCGGGGCAGACCAUGCAGGUCAUGCAGCAGAUUAUCACCAACACCGGCGAGAUACAACAAAUACCGGUGCAACUGAAUGCAGGUCAGUUGCAGUAUAUUCGGCUGGCUCAGCCUGUAUCUGGAACUCAGGUGGUACAGGGGCAGAUCCAGACUCUUGCCUCAGGAACUACACAGCAGGUAGGACAAACAGAAGUUCAGCAGGGACAGCAACAGCAGCAGCAACAGUACAGCCAAUUUACUGAUGGACAGCAACUGUACCAGAUUCAACAGGUUACCAUGCCAGCAGGACAGGACAUCACCCAGCCUAUGUUCAUCCAGUCCACAAAUCAAACUACAGAUGGGCAGCCGACUCAGGUUACAGGGGAAUAGUGCAAAGAUUGUACAGCUGAAAUCAACUGCCACAGAAGCCAUUGUAUAAAUAGUAAAGUCACUAAAUAACCAGGAUGGAAAAUGACUCUUUGACAUUUUUCUUUUUCCGUUGCGUUGUGCUAAGUAAAAAUAAUUGUACAUAAGUAAAUUGCAAUAAACUCCUUCCGAGUAAUGCUUUGUAAACCCGUGUGAGGACAGGUAAGAAGGAGGGUUCCUACCUGUUCUGAUCACCCUGUACCAUCAUUGAUCAUAUUGCUGUUGUUUUAUUCAUUUGUACAGUGUUGUUUUUCACCAAGGUUAAUCAGCUUUUUCCUAAAAAAACAUAAUGCAGCAAAUCAGAGUUAUAUGGAGGUAAAUCUGUAAGUUGUGUUCCUUGGUUCACAUACCAGAAAGUCUGCUGCACAAUUCCUCUGUAACCGGUUUAUAAACCAGUGAACGCUGAAUCAAGACCCGUUUAUGUAAAUUGGUCAAAAUUGAGAACUGAUCAUUGAGAGAUGCUCAUAAUGAAACAUUAUCAGGGACAGUUCCACAUCGAUGAAAAUAUGUAUUUAUAUUGGGCUUUUAACAGUGGAAUUCCAUCGGAGUGUUACAAUAGAAAAUAUGACCAAAGGUUAAUAGUGGAAAGUGAGGUGCAGUCAGAGUCGCAGGGAGCAUAUUCAUGGACUAGGGGCUAAACAACUGAAGGCACAGACACCAGUGGGCCAGUGAUUUUAAAUUGAUGGUGCUGAAGAAAUUCAAAUUAGAUGAGUGCACAUUCCUUGGAAGGUUGUCAGCUUGAGGUUACAGCAAUAAGAAGGAAUGACUGCUUGGGUGGAUUUGAAACCAGGAUGAAAAUUUAAAAAUCGAGACUAACUUUGAGAGUGCUGUGUAAAUCAGGGACCAGUCGUCUCCAGAGAGGAGUAAAAAGAGACUUCUUAGAGAAUGCUGAUGAAACAUUGAACAGUGUUUGUAAACUGUGCUCUCCAACCCAACAACUACAGUCUCCUAUAGCUGUUGCAAAAAUGGGAUUAAACUUUAAAUAUUUAAUGAGAUAUGUACAUUACUGGCUAUAUUAGCAUUUGUUUUUCACCUCUAGUUGUCCUUCCAUCUAAUUGUUUUACUUAUUUAGGAAAUCUGUUUAAUGUUUUCAAAAUGCUGACAGUUCAGUGGAGUUUAGGAUGUUGGUGUUUACAAUAACCAUCUCUUUACUUGGAUCUAACUGUGUAAUAACCAUGAGUGAGCUGCACAGGGUCAUGAAGAUGAGGUAAUUGGUCAGGUAUUUCAACAUAGCUGAUACUUGAUGGAUACUUGUUCCAAUCCAGUUACAAGCUGCUCCUGCUCCACUCCCAAUCUCCUUUUGUUGGCUCUCAAAGUGCAAUGUGGCUCCAGAAAGGACAUUGGGCAUUUUCUUUACAGUACUGGAGGUGGGGUACAGCACUGAUGAUCCGGCAUGCUCUUGGCAGCUUUUGAAAUGUUAUUAUCCUGGUGUCUUCCUUUUUCCUGGUACGUAUCACAAAAUCGAUAUGGAUGAGUGAGGCCCUUCCAUCCAUGCAGCAGUCCUCAGUUUCAAUACACUGUGGAGGUGGAGGAACACAGCAGAUUUGGCAGCAUCAGAGGAGCAGGAGAGUUGACGUUUUGGGGUCGGGACUAUCCUACCCUUAACCCUAUCUCCGAAAAAUCCUCAGUUUCCCUAGUGCGGCAUCUAUACUUCUUGAAAAUUUCCAAGGUGUUGUUUCCACUUCUCUGCAAAGAAGCUGUGUUGAUACCUGUAUGAUAAUCAUCUGGCUUCAAUCCUACCCCCCACCCCCGGUUGCCAUUUUGUGAAUUUGAAACUGAUUUGACCUUGUGAAUUCGGCUUUCUAUGCUUGCUAUACUAUGAUACAUGUGCUCCUUUGCUGGAGGCUAAACAGCCCCAGUUUCUCCAUCAUUCCUUGUAUCUGAGAACAUUGACACUAGGAUUGACUCCUGGGAAUUUUUGUGCUCUGCUUCCAACACUUUGGUAUCUUGCCCAUGUGUUUGGUCAUCUAAAAUCUGAUGAAGAAAUAUUCUGUAUAGUAUUGUACUCAACAUGAUCUCAGCUACUUCAACUAUGUAGUUGAAUAUUGCUAAUUGCUACUGAUAUGUACGAUAGUAUUUGUUCACCUAGCAUGGACAGCCCUGAUGGAGCUGACUUUUAUUGCUGAGCUACACUUACCUGGGAAGUUGGUCGUGGGUUGCCUUUUCCUGCAGUACUGUUAAACAGUUUAGACCUAAUUUAGUACUGAACUUCAUUGAACCUGGGAGGCCUUUUUGAAAUCCCUGACUAAUUUUACACCAUUCAUGGACUAUCGUUUUUUUUUCCUCUGUAUAGACUGUCAGUAUUACUUAGUCAGUUUCUUCACUGUUCAAGCAGUUUGAUUUACUAGACUUUUAUAACUUCCAUGGUUUCCAUUGUUGCUAAUCUGAAUAGAGUAGCAUCCUAUAUACAGCUUGAACUUACAAUUGAGUUUCUGUAUUUUCAAAUGGGAUGAACAGGCCUGUUAUGAGUGCUGUAUAGAGCGCAUCUCAAAACCCUGAGUCAUUCUGUAUUUUAAUAAAUGUAGAUCAUUUUGUGUUAAUUAAUGGGGAGUAAUUUGUUCCCGUGAUCCUGGCUGUGGAUUGGUCAGCACUGACACAAAUGUUGACUUUGAACGAACAGAAAAAUUUCAGUUUUGAAAGAAUGAAGGCUUUCAAGAAUCCUUAUGUAUUGUUUAAAAAAAAGUCUGUUUUCUAUUCAUCCUUACCAGGUCAGGCUUAAUUUCAAUUUGUUUUAAUCCUGCUAGUUCCACAGUGAAUAAUGCAUUACUGGAAUCAGUCCAUUAAGCCCAUCAUGUUUGUGCCUGCUCUAUGAAAGAGCUAUCUAAUUUAAUCACAUUUUCCAUAAAGUGCUGCAAAUGUUUUUCAGUUCAAAUAUUUUUCUAAUAUCCUUCUGAAAAUGUUAUUGAAUCUGCUUUUAACACUCUUUGAGACAGUACUUCCAGAUGUAUAUUUCUCCUGUUCCUUCAAGAUCUCUUGCCCAGUACCUUAAAUCUGUGUUCUGACUACUGGCUUUCUGCUUUUGGAACCUGUUUCUUGGACAUGGAACAGAUCAUAAAUUCUGAGCAUUACUCAGGAUAGCCUUGAAGAAUGAUUAAAGCAAAUCUAAGUAAUAGUAACACAAGACAGAGCAAUAGCAGGUUUUCUUCAAAUUAGACUUAGCUGUGCUUGCAUUGGGACUGGGCGCAACAUUUCCCAGGUGUCAUAAAUUAUUCUUUAUGCACGUCAGCUAGUUUGUGCUAUUCCUCCUUGACUGCACCUGAAGGAAUUUAGUUCUUUUGAAAUUGAAACUUUGUUCUAAUGAGUUUGUCAAGAUGAAGGUUUGGAUGUAAAGUUAGGCUGAGAUCACACUGUGGAUCUAAUAGCUAAAUACAUGGAGAGGACCAUACCUGACCUGCACGAAUCCUCUGCCUGCGUGCUUCACUUCUUGAGCCCUUCAUUUGUCUGGGCACCCUGUAUUACACGGAGAAACCGCUUUUAGUUGUCAUUGGUGAAGCUCUGUUUGAAAGUGCAAUGAAUGUGACUUCUGGGUCAGGAUGAGAUUGGAUUUGUUCAUAAUGCCUCCCCCACGCCCCUCCCCUCCCUAGCUGCCGCCCCAAUAAAAAGCCGUGAUGUGGAUGCGCCAGUGUUGGAUUGGGGUGGAUGAAGUCAGAAGUCACACGGCACCAGGUUAUAGUCAAACAGAUGUAUUUGAAAUCACAAGCUUUCAGAGCGUAGCCCCUUCAUCAGAUGAAGUGAAAGAGAAGCACACAGACACAGAAUUUAGAGACAAGGAGAAAAAAAAUCAUACAAAUUGUGUGAGUGGAAUGUCAAAUAAGAAGUCCCUGCUGGUGAUCUUAAGUGUUAGCCGGUGUGAGUAAACUGUCAACAGCUGAAUAACCAGUGAAGUGACCUAUAAUCUGAUUAAAUGAGCUUGAUAAAGGGGCAGUACUUUGAAAGAUUGUGAUUUGAAAUAAACCUGUUGGACUAUAACCUGGUGUUGUGAUUUCUAAAUAAAAUGCUUACCACUGAUUCCUAUCUUAAGCCAUAUGUAAAGAUUGACUCCAUUUGCCAGAUACUUGAGGGCAGUUGCAGUGUUGAAAUUUUAUCCCAGCAGGAUUCAGCAUUUUUGUUGGGGAUCAGAUUGGAAGUGUUCUAAAAUGAUACCGGAACCUGAUGUUUUACAAGUUUCUGAAACUAGAUUUCCUUCAUUUUGUUGCUGAAAAUAUAUUUGACUGUUGCCAAACAGUGUUUGUUUACUAUUAUGCUUUUCAAAUCCCCAAUACAAACUCCUAUUUUCUUCCUUCGUGAUUGGAUAGCUCCUUGCCAGAUCUGUUUGUAGCUCAAAAUCACAUUGACAAUCCUGAGAUUCUUGUGGCAACAGACCAAUUCUGAUCUUAACUGUUUGCUUACCUAAUUUCUUCAUUUCCUAUCAUGUGUAAAUUUAUCAAAAACAACUAAGUUCCAUUGAACAGCAACUAAAUUGUGCCCAACCUGAUUACAGAACCACACAGGUGAUGGAUACAAACUAGACAUGCUCUCAGUUCACUUCAGUGUGCUGAAUUAAGUGAUCUUGGCAAUACUACAUAUACAUGAUACAGUCAAACAUGCCACAUCUAGAUUUGAGAUAGAGGAUAAUUAUGCUGCAGUAUUCCCCAGCAGUGAUGGAAGACACUUGGAGGUGAGAGGAGCAUCAGCAUAGGCCCCUGCCACUUGAUUAUUGUUGGUGACCAGUUUAUUAGCAAUGGUCCUCUCCUGUGAAUAAAUUGAUAAAACCUGAAGUGAGUGUGUGAUGGUGAGAAGAUCAUGUACUGGACAUUGCAAUGUUUAGAAAAGCUGAUUAAUUUUGUGUGCUUCAUUUCAGUUUUAUAAACCACAGUUUACUUAAGGAGUAUUUGACUUGGUGUGUGCAUUAAAAAUAAUGUUUAUUUGAUUUCAUCCAUGUCUCCAAUGGUUCCCAUUUAAAACCCACAUCUCCCCUUCUAGCAAUGACUCUCUUCAAAUCUUAUGUCCUUGUUUGAUAUUCACUAAGUAUCCCCAUUGUACACCUUUCUCCUCUAGCCAUGGUUUUCAGUCCACACUUGUGCUCAGCAGCUCCCCCCCUGCCUCACCUGAUAUUUAAUCAGACAACAGCACUUCCUUUCCAAUGGUAAUCUCAUUCAAUGCACAUCCCAUAUCUGCUUUUCCUCUGUGUUGGGAUGGCCCAGUGUCUGUACAAGAGCCAAUCGCGAGCUUCCAUAUCCGUCCUAGUUUCAAAAAAAGUGCUAAGGAAGAGUUACUCGGCAAAUUGUAACUCCCCAGUCAGGGUUGAGGACCUGGGGAUGAAACUGCUUCUCUCUGAUGUGUUUUUAUGCCUUUUCCAGGGUGAUGAGAACAUUCUAAUUAUAUGUGUACCCUAUGUUACAGUUUCUCACUCUCCCUCUGAGUAAUUGCACUAUUGUGUGAAACACUGAGUGCAUCUGUUGUUGCUUCAAGCUGUCUUAAUAAUUUUCUGAUAUCUGGAAUCUUUGGUAUUAGCACAUUUUUACUUUAUAUGCCUUUAGAAAUAAAAAACUUUUGUUAUA